AUGUUCUAUGAUCUCAACCUGCCCUAUGCCUCGGACGAUCCCGAGAUUUCCAAUACCUUAAGUUUUCUUGCAGAACUUGGUUACACCACCGUUGCUCUAUCCCAGUCCAUUAGUGGAAAACUUCCUUCAAACCCUACUCCCCCGCCUGCACCAAAGAAUGUUCCCAAGGGCCUGACGCUCCUAACUCGCCUGAACCUGACCCUCUCCGACCCCGCGCAGAACCAGCGACUUGCCAGCCUGACUCAGGUUUAUGAUCUCGUCGCAAUAAGGCCUACCAAUGAAAAGGCGCUUUUGAACGCAUGCACCAAUCUCGAGUGUGAUAUCAUUUCCCUGGAUUUCUCCAUACGCCUGCCCUUUCACUUCAAAUUCAAGAUGGUGUCCGCUGCUAUAUCACGUGGGGUUCGGUUUGAGAUCUGCUAUGGACCAGGGAUCACAGGGAGCGGAAUUGAUGCUCGCCGCAACCUAAUCGGGAAUGCGAUAUCGUUAAUACGAGCCACGCGCGGCCGGGGGAUCAUCAUAUCGAGCGAGGCGCAGCGAGCCCUGGCUGUUCGGGCACCAUGGGAUGUGAUCAACCUGGCGUGCGUUUGGGGUCUUUCGCAGGAGCGUGGCAAAGAGGCAAUCUGCGAGGAAGCCCGGAAGGUGACCGCCUUGGCCAAGCUGAAGCGGACCAGUUGGCGAGGAAUCAUCGAUAUUGUGGAAGGGGGAGAAGCUAAGACGAAAGCGGACGGACCGGCGCAGAAAAAGUCCCAGGAGGCCACGGGUGACAACUUGAAGAGGAAAGCAUCAGUGGGGUCGGAGCCAACAGGCGAAGAGGCGGAGAAACCGCUUUCCAAGCGCGAAAUGAAGCGCCGGGCCAAGAAGGCUCGGUUGGAGUCUGCCGGAGCUUGA
Aspergillus niger is the source of this 888-nucleotide messenger RNA. RefSeq lists its product as uncharacterized. The transcript has 2 exons. Lineage: Eukaryota; Fungi; Ascomycota; Eurotiomycetes; Eurotiales; Aspergillaceae. Gene Ontology annotation, biological process: tRNA processing. The record is from RefSeq and is a predicted model, not a curated record. Gene Ontology annotation, cellular component: nucleolar ribonuclease P complex. Gene Ontology annotation, molecular function: RNA binding. Bases 1 to 888 code for a protein of 295 amino acids.